AUAAUAUAAUGUAGGCCCAAUGGCCCAGAACAUAGCCUACUAUUAUUGGGCCUGUAGCCUGCUUUAGCAUAUUUACCAAUUAUCACGUGUAUGUAUGUAUGUAUCAUCUGUCCAGAGAAAAUUGCUAAUACCGGCGAUGAAUCAGCUGCAGCAACUCCAAAACCCAGGGGAAUCGCCGCCGGUGCACCCUUUUGUAGCGCCGUUGUCGUAUCUAUUAGGAACAUGGAGAGGACAAGGAGAAGGUGAAUAUCCUACUAUACCGUCUUUCCGCUACGGCGAAGAGAUCCGUUUCUCACAUUCCGGCAAGCCGGUGAUAGCGUAUACGCAAAAGACAUGGAAAUUGGAAUCAGGAGCUCCGAUGCACGCCGAGAGUGGUUACUUUCGUCCAAGACCAGAUGGUUCUAUUGAAGUCGUCAUUGCUCAGAGCACAGGUCUCGUCGAAGUCCAGAAAGGAACAUACAAUGUAGAUGAACAAUCAAUCAAACUCAAAAGUGAUCUUGUGGGAAACGCUUCAAAGGUGAAGGAGAUAAGUAGAGAAUUUGAAUUGGUUGAUGGAAAACUAUCGUAUGUGGUUCGUAUGAGUACAACCACUAACCCUCUUCAACCACAUCUCAAAGCAAUACUCGAUAAGCUUUGAAUCCAAGUUCCUGUGAAAUCGAAACCUGACACGACCGAUGUGAUAUUGAGAUGCUUUGAUUUUGAUAUGUAGAAUCACUCUGUUUAGUAACAACAUUUGAUACUCUUUGUAAGAUUUUGGUUACCAAAGUGUUUUGUUAUGUUUUGUUCUUGUAAGCACAAGUAAGAAGAAGAUGACAAUUUGAGAGUUAAAUGGGCUUUUAUUAAAAGAGGUAAAUAGGCCCAUUGGCGCCUAUAUACGUUCAAUUUUAGCAUCUGACGCCUCAAUAUUAAUGAUAUUCUAAUU
Molecule: messenger RNA, 922 nt
Organism: Arabidopsis thaliana (thale cress)
Lineage: Eukaryota; Viridiplantae; Streptophyta; Magnoliopsida; Brassicales; Brassicaceae
Product: nitrobindin heme-binding domain protein
Exons: 4
Coding region: 95-637 (180 amino acids)
Cellular component (GO): cytoplasm
Source: RefSeq, marked reviewed